AUGGGCAACAUGAAUUUCAGUAGUACACCAAAUCUCGGGUCUAUGGCGUUUGCACCUCAAGCCGGCGGUGGUGGUGGUCCUGGUGCUAAUACUGCUGGCGAUAUGAGCCAAUUUGAUCAGACUGAUUUAAUGGGCAUGAACCCAUUCCUAGGCCAAAUGACCACCCAACAGCAACAGCAGCUGCUAGCCCCAAUGCCACAAGCAGCGAAUUUACACAACUUGAACCAACAGCAGGUAUUACAGCAACAACAACAACAACAACAGCAGCAGCAUUCGCCGGCUCAGCAGCAACAACACGGUCUUUAUUCGUCACCACAGAAUAUGGGCCCGUUCCCUGCUAAUGCAUCUAAUGGAGCUUUGCAAAACCAGUUGCAGCAACAGCAAAACAGAGGAAUGUUUCAACCUGGUGAUAUGAUGUCGCCCAACACACCGCAAAGCUUACUGUUCCAGCAGCAGCAGCAACAACAACAGCAACAACAAAUGGCAAUGAAUAGAGUACGUCAAUCCCCUAGCCAGUCUCCCGCGUUGAACAAUGCACAUUUCCAAGGCUCACCUGUUAUUGGAGGUAGUCCACAGGUUGGAAGCAAUCGAAUGCCUAAUGAUUUUGCUGCAUCGUCACCAAUGGGUACAUCUGUAUCUUCUCCAGUUCAGGGACAAACACCUAGUAUGGGCGGACCUGGAACACCUAUUAAUCGAGUGAUCCCCUCUCAAAUGGGCCGUUAUAUGCAACAUAUGAGUGCACAGCAACAAGCAAUGAUGCAGGGAAAUAUACCUUCACCAUCCGGAAAUAAUCGACAUAUACCCUCACAAGCAUCACCUCAGCAAAUGGGCCAGGGCGAGGGUGUAAAGGAUGCUCAGGUACCAUCCCAACAAGGAAACUACAAUCCCAAUGUCAUGAAUUACGCACAACAAUCACCUAUGCAAAAGAAUGCUGCUUCUCCGGCACCCAGACGUUCUGUGACUCCUGGAAGCGCAGCAUCUACACCUCUACAACAACAUCGCCAGGUAGAAACACAAGCACAACAACCUCCACAACAGCAUUCACAGUCGCAACCACAAAAUUCAGUGAAGUCAGAGUCACCAGCAAAUCCAUCUCCUGCUAGUCAUCCAGCUAAUCCUAUCAGCAAAACAGACACGCCAUCUCCUAAACCUUCGCCUGGCAUAAAAAGCGAAACUGCCGGUUCACCUGCUCCAACUGCUACUGGCGACAAGGAAAACGCUACCUCAACAGUAACUAUAUCGUAUAUCCCCAAGACACGAAAUGUCGAAACAUAUGGUGGCGUCGAUCUGAAAUAUUUCGACAAGUUUGAUAUCAAACCCAUGAUGCCACAUUUUAACGAACUUGGUACUAUUGACAUACAUGCUCUCAUCAUGUCACUGAAAUCCGGUAUGAAGAUGGAAGUGACGAACGCGCUCAAUGUCCUCACCAUCAUCACAACACAGCACGGAUUGGGCUUAAUGUAUUGCGAUGAUAUGCUGGACGUGCUAUUGGAUUACAUGGAGCAGGAUAUCUUUGGCACAUGUACGCGAUUUGUAACGGGCGAUUUCCCGGAUAUUCCUACGCGCGAGCCGAUCGUAUCUGAAGACGAGCAGCAUAAUCUCACGUAUGCCGAGCUAUUCGACAUGUCUCUAGACGAAAUGAAGAGCCUAAUACCGAAUCUAGAAGACUCAACCUCAGAUUUAUGGCUAUCUUUACGAGAGCGGUGCCUAUGCAUUUUCAACAUUUUCCGCAACCUUUCUUUCACAUCUGAUAACAUGGAGUAUCUCGCUAAACAUGAACGCUUUGUUCCGUUGAUGGCUCGCAUUAUGGAUAGCACGCGACACGUGGCACAGAUGGAAGGCAAGGACACUACAGGACACGAAGCAUGGUACAUUGGUGUUCGACGGAUGGACACGCUAGACUUUCGCAAGAGCAUCCUCAUCAUCCUAUCCAACAUUACAAUGAUUCUGCCACUGCGUCGGACCGACAUGGCAGGCACAUUUAUAUGGGCUAAGGUGACAGUCAACUAUGAAAAUCGCAAAAUAUUUGCCAAAUUGGUGGCAAAAACGUCGAUCGAUGCACUGCGUGGUAUCUGGGUAGAACUGGCGUCGCUUAUCCGGCGAGACUUUUUCUUCCUCGAUGGGAAAGUCGUAUACAACCUGACAGCAAGCCAGCUCGCAACGCUUGAAUAUACCAUCAUGGGAUUAUACAGCAUCGUGGCCAUUCUCGGUGAAGCUGGUGACGAGCGGAAACUCAAGGAAGCACUGUUUGAAAGCGACCGUACUGUUGCCAUGACGAUUCUCCGGCUCUGCAUCACAUUGGCUGACACGGGUAACCAGCAUUUUGUCGUAGUAACAAAGCGAGGCAUGGAGCUUGUGCGCAAGUUUAUCUGUGGCGAACAGUCUGGACGUCGCCCUGGUGAAAUGGAUGGUCCCGUUGGUGGUGAUGAUAGCGAUGUGCCACACGAAAAUCUAGUAAAGAUGGCUCACCGGAUGCUGGAUAUGAAUGCUGUACGCCAGAUGCUGAUGAUGGCUAUGUUGCGACCCACAACUGAAGCUGAGUUGUUACGCGACUUGUCAGACCUGGUCAACCUGAUUGAUGGAAACGUUGACACACAUGUAGCAUAG
Messenger RNA from Zychaea mexicana, 2607 nucleotides. RefSeq lists its product as uncharacterized. NCBI's taxonomy places the organism in Eukaryota, Fungi, Mucoromycota, Mucoromycetes, Mucorales, Lichtheimiaceae. The coding region runs from base 1 to 2607 and encodes 868 amino acids. The record is from RefSeq and is a predicted model, not a curated record. The transcript has 8 exons.